UUAGUCCGCGCGAUGCAGCAUAGGCGCGACGACGAUGGAGUCACCAGCGAGUGCAGCGGCACUCGUUUCGCAAGCUCACGUGCUUCUGACAUUGGCAGUGCUCGCUCUUUAUUUCUAUCUGAAAAUCGUGGUCUACGGUGUGUGGAAGAGGCGCGGGAUCGAGCACGACGAGCCGACGAUUCCACUGGGUAACUUGCCGAUUUCCUACUUCAUCGGGGACACGACGCUCGGCUCCGUUGUAAAAGCCAGCUACGAGAAGCACAAGAAGCAGCGAUUUUACGGCAUUUAUCUGCUCAACUUGCCCGUGCUCGUAAUUAACGAUCCCGAGCUCAUACAGCUCGUGCUGGUGAAAAAUUUCAACAAUUUUUACAAUCGCGGCACACUGUACAAUGAGAGCAAGGAUCCAUUGUCAACUGGAAUAGUCAGGCUGUACGACGAAAAGUGGAAAAGGCUCCGGGAAAAACUCUCGCCUCUAUUUACUUCCAAGAAGCUCAAGCUCAUGCUUCCGCUGGUUCAAGAGAUUUGCGAAGAAAUGAUCAAGGUCUUCGACGAUGCUCUGAUCGAGUCCAAUGUCUUGGAAAUCAAGGCACUGGUCACUAGAUUCACGAUAGAUUGCAUCUCCUCCAUCGCUUUUGGUUUCAACGCUGAUAGUCUACACGAGCCGGACAGUGAAUUUUUGAAAAAUGGUCAAAUCAGUAAUAGCUUUGGUCGAAUUUUUUUGCUCAUUAGUUUUUUUAAUACCGAAUUAGCACCCUUGUAUCCAUUACCAAAAGACAGGAAACAAGUGGAAACAUUUUUCGUUGAUCUCUAUGAAAAAAUGGUCAGCCAUCGCAAACAAAAUAACAUCAUGAGGCCUGAUUUUCUAAAUAUGAUAAUGCAGUUGGUGGAUUAUGGCACCAUCCAAGAAGACAACGAGUCAAAAAGUGCUCCGAGUGGCUAUGCACCGAAAAUAACGGUAGCCGAUAAAUUGACCGAUACCGAAGCAAUCGGUCAAAUAAUGAUAUUUUUCGCCGCUGGGCAAGAAACCACAUCUGCAGCUAUCACUAACUGUUUGUACGAAUUGGCUCUCAAUCAAGAAGUUCAAGAAACUUUGUAUCGAGAAAUAAGAGAAGUGAACGACAGUCCGGAAGGAUUAACCUACGAUAAGCUUUUUGAUAUGCCAUACUUGGAUAUGACGUUCCAAGAAACGUUGAGGAAACAUCCUGGUACACCUGUACUAAACAGACAAUGCAGUCAAGAUUUUCAAAUCCCUGGCUCAGAUUGUUGUAUAAAAAAAGGCUCAAAAUUAAUCAUACCAACCAUCGGCUUACACAUGGAUCCAGAUAUUUAUCCCGAGCCCGAGAUAUUUGACCCAACACGAUUUUCUAACGAAAACAAAGUGAAGAGAAAAAAUUGCACUCAUUUGCCUUUCGGAGAUGGUCCUAGACACUGCAUAGGUAAACGUCUUGGAACUUUAAAACCUAAAACUGCCAUAUACUACUUGAUCUUAAAUUACAAGUUCAUGGCGAGCGAUAAAACGCCCAGACCGAUGACUUACUUGCCCGGCUAUUUCGUUCAAGUUCCGGUUGACACGUAUCUAAAAGUUGAAAAAAGAUGAUGAAUGAUCUGAAGCAGGACUAUUUUUCCAUCAACAGGUAUGAAUGGUUACAGAUUAGAAAAUAAUCAAUUUUUUCUACGAAAUUAUGCAUUCACGUGUGAUAUGUGAAAUUCAAUUACAUGAACGCAUUCGAUUCAAAUUUUUAUGUCUAAGGAGGUAUAAUCUUGAUAUCAAGUUUAGCAGCCGUAAUGAUUUUACAUUAAAAAGCUAUGUUUACACAAA
This is a messenger RNA of Trichogramma pretiosum, 1819 nucleotides long. Its product is annotated as probable cytochrome P450 6a17. Lineage: Eukaryota; Metazoa; Arthropoda; Insecta; Hymenoptera; Trichogrammatidae. The record is from RefSeq and is a predicted model, not a curated record. Gene Ontology annotation, molecular function: iron ion binding; oxidoreductase activity, acting on paired donors, with incorporation or reduction of molecular oxygen; monooxygenase activity. The transcript is spliced from 6 exons. Bases 35 to 1597 code for a protein of 520 amino acids.